UCAACGACCCACAGAAAGAAGAAUACUUCAAGAAGAGAUUCAGUGAUGAUGAGAACCUGUCCAGCAAAAUCAUCUCACACAUAAAGACAUCGAGGAGUCUCUUCAUCAUGUGCCACAUUCCAGUCUUCUCUUGGAUUACUGCCAUGGUUCUUGGGAAAAUGUUGAGUGAAAAUGACCAUGGAAAAGUCCCUAAAACUCUGACUGAGAUGUACAUUCGUUUCCUACUCACUCUGACAAGCAUGAAGAACAAGAAAUAUAAUGGGAAAAACGAACCAGAUCCUCGUAUUCUGUCAGAGUCUGACGUACAGAUCAUUCUGAAGCUUGGAAAACUAGCCUUCCAAAACUUGGAAAAGAGCAAUCUGGUGUUUUCUGAAGACGAUCUGAGAGGGUGUGGCAUUGAUGUCAAAGAAGGCUUCUUGCUCUCAGGGAUGUGCACAGAGCUCUUCAGAGAGGAGGACCCAAUGUUUAGAGCAAACAAGUACAGCUUUGUGCAUCUCAGCAUUCAGGAGUUCUUCGCUGCACUCUAUGUUGCCUACCUCUUUGUCAGUGAAAAUGUCAACCCGUUUGCAUCAAGAGAGAACAGGCUACCAAGAUCGAAUUACGGGUAUUUUGGAGAAAGUGAUGACUUCAGUGAGGACGAAGAUUACAGGCCACAACCCAGAGGUUCUCAGCAGCAGCAGAAAACACUGCAUGACUUGCAGAGGAGUGCGGUGGAUGAAGCUUUGAAGACCAAGACCGGUCAUCUAGACCUCUUCCUCCGCUUCCUUCUGGGCAUCUCACUGGAGUCCAAUCAGAUCCUCUUGAAAUGCCUACAGCUCCAGACUGAGGGAGACAAAGAGAGUAUCCAGAAUACCAUCCAAUACAUCAAAGACAAGCUCUCAGACGAAAGACAAUAUCCCUCCCCAGAGAGGUGCAUCAAUCUCUUCCACUGUUUGAUUGGGUUGAACGAUACCUCGUUUGUGAAUGAAAUUCAAAGGUUCUUGACAUCCAAAAACCCUGCUGAGAAGAACCUGACGCCUGCACAGUGCUCGGCGAUGGCAUACGUACUCUUGAUGUCAGAGGAAGUGUUGGACAAACUGGACGUGAGAGAGUACAACACGUCAGAUGAGGGGCGUGAGAGGCUGGUCCCUGCUGUUCGAUGCUGCCGAAAGGCUAUACUAGCGGACUGCUGCCUUACAACGAGUUGCUGUGAAACGGUGGCAUCUGCACUACAGCUGCCCGACUCCCAGCUGAGAGAGCUGGACCUCAGCGGCAACGCCCUGUUGGACCUGAAGUCCCUCUCUGUUGGACUGAGGAGUCCCAACUGCCGACUGGAGUCACUUAACCUUAGCCAUAUCAACAUGGGAAGAUCGGGACCAGAGCUUCUAAAGGCUGUGCUGAUGGGUGCUCACAGCCAGCCACUUGUGUUGAGACUCACCAGUUGUGAUCUCAAAGAUGACAUUUGUGAAACCGUUGCCUCGGCUCUCCAGUCAGCUGGCUCAUGUCUGACAGAGCUGGAUCUCAGCUACAACAAACUGACAGACACAGGGGUGAAGCAGAUCUCCAGUGGUCUUAUGAGUCCACACUGUAACCUGAAGAUACUGAGACUGACUGGUUGUGGGGUUACAGAGGAGUCCUGUGGAAGUUUGUCCUCUGCUAUAGCAGUCUCUCAGCUCGAGGAACUACGUCUGGGCUGCAUCAAACUGGGCGACUCUGGAGUAAAGCUGCUGUCUGCUGGACUGAUGGAUCCACACUGUCAGAUACAGACUCUGGGGCUAAGGGAGUGUAAUCUCUCAGACGUUCCUGUGUCUCCCUGGCUCCUGUCCUGUGGUCAUACUCAGUACUGA
Molecule: messenger RNA, 1826 nt
Organism: Coregonus clupeaformis (lake whitefish)
Lineage: Eukaryota; Metazoa; Chordata; Actinopteri; Salmoniformes; Salmonidae
Product: NACHT, LRR and PYD domains-containing protein 14-like
Exons: 5
Coding region: 108-1826 (572 amino acids)
Molecular function (GO): protein binding
Source: RefSeq, a predicted model, not a curated record